Messenger RNA from Salarias fasciatus (jewelled blenny), 1424 nucleotides. RefSeq names its product TSEN2 tRNA splicing endonuclease subunit (gene tsen2). The transcript is spliced from 12 exons. Gene Ontology annotation, biological process: tRNA-type intron splice site recognition and cleavage; tRNA splicing, via endonucleolytic cleavage and ligation. NCBI's taxonomy places the organism in Eukaryota, Metazoa, Chordata, Actinopteri, Blenniiformes, Blenniidae. Gene Ontology annotation, cellular component: tRNA-intron endonuclease complex; cytoplasm. Gene Ontology annotation, molecular function: tRNA-intron lyase activity; nucleic acid binding. The coding region runs from base 116 to 1261 and encodes 381 amino acids. The record is from RefSeq and is a predicted model, not a curated record.
UAAAGUUCCCACGCGGACGAGCAGCCGGAAGUAGGUCACCAGUUUACACGGAGAAAACUUCAUCCGUAACGGGACCGGGGAUCGAGACCCGGGCUGUGCGGUCUGCCCCGGGAGCAUGCAGGCGGAUUUCCGGGCUCCCCGGAGGAGGACCCGGGUCCGGGAGGACUACCAGGCCCCGCUGCCGCGGGACAGGACGCACUUCAGGGCGGAGCUCAUCAACCAGCACGUGCUGGUCCGUGACCCGGAUCACAUCCAGAAGCUCUACAAGCAGGGCUACUUCGGUAAAGGGAUCCUGUCCAGAUCCGCCCCGGAUCACAGCCUGUCUGACCAAUGGGAGGAGCACCGGGGUCUGGUUCUGCCGGUUCUGUCCCGGUGCAGGUACGAGCAGCUCCUCGGAUGGGCGGAGUCAUGUCUCCGUUCUCAGGAAUUAGACGAAGCAGGUGUCAGUGAAGCGUUGCUCAAACUGUCUAAGCCAAUAGCGUUAGAGGAGGCGGAGCCACAGGGGCAGUGUGAGGCCGUGAGGAGCUGCAGCUCAGACUCACAGCACCUGGACCAGGACCUGGACCGGGACCAGGACCAGCACCUGGACCAGGACCAGCACCUGGACCAGGACCAGAACCUUCAGUCCACCACACGUCCUGGUCUGGGUCACCAGGUUCCAGGUCCUGGUUUGGUCCUGGUGGACUCAGACAGUGAGGCUGGGGUCAGGGAGGUGAGGAGGACUCCUGUGUCUCUGUCAGAGUACCUGCAGCUCGGUCUGGAGGAAGCCUUCUUCCUGGUCUACAGUCUGGGCUGCCUGUCUGUCUACCUGCAGCAGGCGCCGUUGUCGGUGGUCCAGCUGUGGAGAACCUUCCGGUCUUGGCGUCCGGACUUCGUCAGCUCCUAUGCAGCCUAUCACCACUACCGCAGCAGGGGGUGGGUCCCCAAAGGAGGGGGCGGGGCCAAGUAUGGCGUCGACUUCAUGCUGUACAGGAAAGGACCGCCGUUCUACCAUGCCAGUUACUCCGUGGUGGUCCAGAGAGCUGACUCCGCCUUCCAGGGUCCGGCUCGGCGCCCGUUUUCCUGGCGGUCCCUGGCAGCCCUCAGCAGGAUCACGGCUAACGUCUCCAAGGAGCUCCUGCUGUGCUACGUGGUUCUCCCGGCGGACCUGUCGGACGCCGAGCUGGACUCCCCGGAGAGCCUGAGCAGACUGACGGUCCAGGAGGUCCUGGUCAGCCGGUGGGUGUCCUCCAGAGAGCGGACAGAACAGGACGACGUCUGAUUGGCCAAAAGGGGGACACUUGGAAUCUGCUGGAGUCCUGAGUCAGAAUUGAAGGAACACAUGAGGAACACAGGAUGAACACAUGAGGAACACAGGAUGAACACAUGAGGAACAGAACUUGAACACAUGAACACACUGUUUGAAUAAAAUUUCUAGAAUGCAA